AGACCAUUCGACAUUACGAGAACACACCCCAUCCGUACCAACCGAUUGAAUCCAGACACUGAGACGUACACAGAGAGAGAAAAAGAAAAAGAAAGAAAGAGAGAGAAAAGAGUUAGAAAGUGAUAGACAAAUUUUACGCUUUCAUAAACACAAACACAAAAAGAGAAAAACACCACCUUCCCAGUCUGUUUUUUAACCUUCUCUUUCCUUUCCUUUCCUUUCUUCGCGCUACCAAAACGCCGGUAUCGAGGCAAUUUUUGUUUUGUUUCUUUUUUUAUUUAUUUAUUUAUUUAUAUUUUUUGAUUAUUAAAAAAUUUUUGUUCUUUUAUAUUUUGGUUGUAUUCUUUGCCUCCCCAAGUGGGAAACUCCUGUGGGUGUGAGAAACAUAGAGAGAGAGAUAGCAUCGAGGUUUGCUUUGAAGGUGGAAAUCCCUAUGUGAUUGAGUGGAUUUCUGGGGUUUGACUAUAAUUUCAAGACGACCCAGGAUUUCAUGGGGUGAAAGCAAAAUAAUAAGAGAUAAAAAAGAUGAUUAAUUGCAGUGAUGAACAAGAAGAUCAAUUUUACGAUACCCGUGAGGACCUCUCUUCUGUAUCAGAUUGGGGUUCGGAUUGUUCUGAGGACUCUAGUUUUGGUGUUUUGGGUAGACUAGGAUAUGAAAUUUGGGCUAAGAACCUGGAUGGUGUUCAGGAGCGCCGUCACAAGUUCCUCAAAUGGAUGGGUAUAGAUUUGGAUCGAGAUUUCAAUAUGAGGGAGGAAAUGGAAGAUGAAUGUUAUGAUAAAACUGACUUGGGUAUUGAUAGAAUUGCAGAAAAUGGUGGGGCGGUUCUGAGAAAUUCAGGUUUGGAGGAGGAUGUUUCCUCAAGUCGGUCUAUCAUGUCUUCCCUGUCAAAUGAAGCUCCAGAGUCAUCAGGAAAUGUUGCUUUGGAGGAGAAUUUGUUUGAUGGUGGAAGACGGUUUUCUACGUACGAACGGAGUCUGGAUGGACUGUUUGAGCCACAGAAAGUUCGUUCCAAUCAAUCAGUUAGCACUGAGAAUUCUAAGAGAAACUGUGUUGGAUCUCCUUCUGUUCAGAGAGUGUUGCAGAGAGAAGUUCAUGACGCCAGAUAUAAGGUUGAGUUAAAAAAGAAAGUGAAAAGGGGCUGGCUAAGGAAAUUAGGUAUUGGAAUGUGUGUUGUUGAUGCAAAUGGGAAUGCUGUUUCAGACCCUGGUGAUCCUGAAUCAACCUUGGGAAUGGGAAUGCAAAGAGUUCGGAGUCAUCCUUGUAAAAAGCGAACAAAGGAACUCUCUUCCCUUUAUGCGGGACAAGAGUUUCAAGCACAUGACGGCUCAAUUUUGACUAUGAAGUUCAGUCUUGAUGGACAGUACUUAGCAAGUGCUGGGGAAGAUGGCAUUGUGCGUGUCUGGAAAGUUAACGAAGCUGAGAGAUUGGACAAAUUUGACACUACGAAUGAUCCUUCAUGUGUGUAUUUUACAAUGGAUCACCUCUCCAGGCUAGAGUUGCUGGAUGUGGAAAAAGAGAAACAUGGUAAUACGAAGAGAAUGAAAAGAUCAUCGGAUUCAACUUGUGUUGUUUUUCCUCCAACAACGUUCCAUAUAUUGGAGAAGCCUCUACAUGAGUUCCGGGGACACAGGGGUGAAGUCUUGGAUCUAUCAUGGUCGAACAAAGGGUUUUUGCUCUCAUCAUCUGUUGAUAAGACAGUUCGCCUCUGGCAAGUUGGAUACGACAGAUGCUUAAGGGUUUUCUCUCAUAACAACUAUGUUACUUGUGUUGAUUUCAAUCCUCUGGAUGAUAAUUAUUUCAUCAGUGGUUCAAUUGAUGGGAAGGUUCGCAUCUGGGAAGUUAUUCGCUGUAAAGUCGUUGACUAUAUUGAUAUUCGAGAGAUAGUCACUGCCGUGUCUUAUCAUCCUGAUGGACAGGGAGGAAUUGUAGGCUCCAUGACUGGCAACUGUCGUUUUUACAAUAUUUUAGAUAAUCAUCUGCAACUGGAUGCUCAAAUUUGCUUACAGGGAAAAAAGAAGUCGCCAGGCAAGAGGAUAACUGGCUUUCAGUUCUCUCCAAGUGACCCAAGCAAAGUCAUGGUCAGUUCUGCUGAUUCGAUCAUCCGUAUAAUUUGUGGGGUGGAUGUCAUCUGCAAAUUUAAGGGUCUUCGAAAUGCAGCAAGCCAGAUGUCUGCGUCUUUCACCUCUGAUGGGAAACAUGUUAUCUCCGCGAGUGAGGAUUCAAAUGUAUACGUCUGGAACUACUCUGGUCAAGACAAGGCAUCUCCUCGGACAAAGAAAAUAUGGUCUUGUGAGAGCUUUCCAUCCCACAAUGCAUCAAUUGCAGUACCUUGGUGUGGUUUGAAAAUCGUGCCAGAUACCAUUCAAUCCCCUACGCUUAUUAGCCCCAGGCAGGGAAGUAGAUUUGACAAUGCUUCACCCGAUUGUUUCUCUCUAAGCCGGGGGUUUUUGUUAGACUCCUUGUCAAGGGGAGCUGCAACUUGGCCAGAAGAAAAACUCUUCAACUCGAGUCCAAAAGCCCUUUCACCGACAAUGUGCAAGUCUGAGUAUAGGCUUCUGAAGAAUGCUUACCAGAGUAUGUCUGGUUCACCUCACAUGUGGGGUCUUGCUAUUGUAACUGCCGGCUGGGAUGGACGGAUUAGGACAUACCAAAACUUUGGAUUGCCAGUUCGUGAUUGAAAUCUUUAGGUUCAGCAAAAUUCUGAGGACCUGCAGGAUCAACAAAACACAUGGCUGGGGAGAGCAGCUAUCUUAGGACCUAAUUAUGCUCUUGCCCAUAUGCAGUAUAUAUGGUAGUUUGUGAUAAAAGUGGUUCAUUUUGUGCGUACCCUUGGAGUUGGAAGUGUAUCAUAGUCAAGUCAGGCCAUGCCAGGGAGCCAACCGGAGUCAAGAGUCACCGAGUCGCUGGGCAUUGCUUUUUGUUCUGUUUUUUCCCCCAAUAUACAGGUAAAGAUUAUAUGAUUCUUUGAUUUGUCAAAAGUCUACCUAAAAUUAGAUAAAGAAAUUCUAUCACCUCAAGCUCCCUUCAAUCUGUAACUUUAGCAUACAAGUUUUGUGUAUAAUAUAGGUGGUGUCUGUGGGGACUUUUCCCUCAGUCUUAUAUCUAGUAUCUAGAAAAUAUACGUUUUUGCUACCGAAAAUUUUUCAUUUAUGAAAGUAAAUUUUUUGGUC
Messenger RNA from Ziziphus jujuba (common jujube), 3171 nucleotides. RefSeq lists its product as uncharacterized. Gene Ontology annotation, molecular function: protein binding. NCBI's taxonomy places the organism in Eukaryota, Viridiplantae, Streptophyta, Magnoliopsida, Rosales, Rhamnaceae. The transcript is spliced from 8 exons. Bases 526 to 2679 code for a protein of 717 amino acids. The record is from RefSeq and is a predicted model, not a curated record.